CCGUUUCUUUUUCUCACACCGCACGAGGAAGUUUCGGUUUAUUCAAAAUCACAAAACCAAACAAAAAAAAAAAAAAAAAACUCUCAAACCAUUUUCUCUCUAACUUCUCUGUCAUUUCUCUGUCUAGUGGCAAAGUAUGGCGGAUUGGGGACCUGUUGUGGUCGCUGUGAUCUUGUUCGUGCUUUUGACUCCGGGACUUCUCUUUCAGAUUCCGGCGAGAGGUCGUGUUGUUGAAUUUGGUAAUAUGCAGACUAGUGGAGCGUCGAUUCUCGUCCACACCAUCAUUUUCUUCGGUCUUAUCACCAUCUUCACCAUCGCCAUUCGUCUCCAUAUCUAUACCGGUUAAUUGUACCGUACCGGAUUCGUAACUUCCCCCGAUUUUCUAGUUUAUGGUUUGGUUUGGAUUUUCUUUCUUCUAUUUGUCUUGUCAAAACGUUGUGGAAUAUGUGAAUCUGAAUAUGCAUUAAGUUAAUUUCAAAAUCUGCUUUGUUUGAUU
Molecule: messenger RNA, 496 nt
Organism: Arabidopsis lyrata subsp. lyrata
Lineage: Eukaryota; Viridiplantae; Streptophyta; Magnoliopsida; Brassicales; Brassicaceae
Exons: 1
Coding region: 137-346 (69 amino acids)
Source: RefSeq, a predicted model, not a curated record